Daktulosphaira vitifoliae (grape phylloxera) is the source of this 772-nucleotide messenger RNA. RefSeq lists its product as uncharacterized. The transcript is spliced from 3 exons. The record is from RefSeq and is a predicted model, not a curated record. Lineage: Eukaryota; Metazoa; Arthropoda; Insecta; Hemiptera; Phylloxeridae. Bases 128 to 460 code for a protein of 110 amino acids.
UUAUUAAUGUAAGACUCAGGAAAGAAACAGAUUCAAUAGGUACGGGAAGUUAUCUUGUAAUAUUGGUCGCUUAAAUAUUAAGUUCCAAAGCAUUAUUCAGUUUAUUAUCUAGUUUAUAACAAGAAUCAUGAAGAGCGUUACAAAGUUUGUGCGUACAUCACUACUGGUAUUAUUAUUGGUGAUUUUUGAAUGUUGGAAUUGUAAUGCGACCCCAAUGCCCGCUGAAGGUCUAACGCCGUUUAAAUUUUUUAUGGCAAGGGCAAUGGGACAGUCAAAUGAGCACUCGAUUAUGAAAAUUAUUUCAUUUAAACCUGAUGAUGGGGCUAAAUUUAGACAAAUAUUUGAAAAAAAACAUGGACCAAAGGGACGUGAUCUAAUCGAAAGUUUAGGAAAAGGAAUAACCAAAGGAGACACUGAAAAGGAUGACGUGAUUUCCAAAAAUGUAGAAUUUAACGUAUAAAUAAAAAAAUAGUACAACGUAGAAUAAGCUAAAAAUGUAAUUACACAAACCAAAUAAUUACUUUAAGACUUUUAGAAUUUUGAUUAAGUUAAAUGCUUCAGCAUUAUUUUUUUUUGCGAUGUUAGAUAAUAUGUGAAAUAAUUUCCGCUCUAUUUACUUAACAGUUGAUUUUAAUUUAUUCACGUGAGUACACUGACGACGGAGUUUUGGUAUACUGGAAACUAUUAAUAUUGUUACAAUACCAUAAUGGUAUACAUUACUAAAGUUUUAUUGUUGUUAUUAUUAUUUUUUAAUAAAUAUCUUUUACUAUUA